UGUGAUUGGAGUUUUUCUUGAGACCAAGGAGUAGUGAAAGCAGCUGUGAUGCUCGAGGAUUUAGAGUAGAUUACGCGUUCAACAAAGAAAAUAUAGAAAAGAAAAAUCUUCAGUAUAGGAAGUCCACGAAGUUGUUGUAGAGAGCACAACCAGAACCACGAAAAUGAAUAAAUCGUAGUCAGGUAGUUCAGAAAAACCGAAACUCAAAAAUACAAAAACCAUGCCCAAGCGCAAGAAGGACAAAAAGUCGGCUGCCGCCGCAGUAGCCGCCGACAGCCCGGAAGAAGAUCAGCAGGAGAGCAAUGAGCAGCCUCCCGCAGCGGGGGACGGGGUACAACAAGAGGAUGCCGACAUGCAAGACGUCGACGCGUUUAUGGAGGAAGAAGGGAUUGAAAUGCCAGACGACGGAACUGCAAACCUCCUGUCCAAGUAUUACAAGGAAAAAUGCCCUCCUCGCCCCCGAGCUUGGGAGCAUUUGUAUUGCAAACCUUUCCAACCGAAACACUCGCCCUCUUGCAUCUAUCAGCGUCACAGAUUUCCAAUCGUGAAAAGCAAAAAUUUGCAUUGCAAAAGAUCCCAGCAAGAGCGGCGCUUGUCAUGCAUGCAGUAAUCUGAGUUGCGCCACGCUGAGUUGCUUUUUUCACUUUAUUUUUCGGCAUGGCUCCGCACAAUCUGAAUUGUCAUCGUAUUGUAUAUACGCUCGGCCUUCGUUCUUUUGCCGUUUUCGUUGCGUUUCGUUCAUGUUUUUUGCUUUUCGUGCGUAAGUAUGACGGGGGAUUUGUCAUAUGGUGCGAGAGAUGUAAUUUUCGUCUGGAAUCGGUUAUCAUGUGAUAAUCAUUUGAUUAUCACGUGAUCGAAACAAUUCAAAUUGGCUUAUGGGGGUCCAAAAUCACAUGACUAUCAUGUGAGCAAUCGCGUGAUAAUCAUAUGAUCGGGACUUUGUGGCGGAUGCUCAUACUAUUUAUUUCUUGUUUCAUUUUCAUUACAGUGCCCAACUUCAAUUUGUCCCGUUCAGACGAAAAAAGAACACACUACCCAAAAAGAAAACAACUUGUCGACCUCGGACGAAAAACGAGCGCGCUAACCACAAAAAACCUCUCUUCUACUAAGCAAAAAAAAUACCAGCAACGCACUAGCUUGCUACGUUUCUGGCUUCUCUACCUUUUUCUUUGUUUCGCGUUUCUCUCCUUCUUCAAUUUUUUCGAUUUCGCCUUGCAAACCAUGGCAAUCGUUUCGGUGGGCGGCGAUUACGACCGGGCCAAGGCCUUGGCGGCCGCUGGCUUUCUAGAUGCGGACGACUCCGACUUCUGCUUCGGGGAUUCGGGCGACUUUCCGCCGCGGCUGACCCCCGCGGGCUGGAUCGACAUGAGCGACCGGGUGGCCUACUCGGACACGCAGCGCCGGCGCCUGCGGCUUACGGCCCUGAAGGUGGGCCGCCUUUGGGCAAACUUCGCCAAGCUUCGGGACCUGGGGAAGGCGUUGAACCCGAAGGAAAAAAUAUCCCCCAGAAAAAAAGCGCGCCCCCGUCUUAGCGAAGCAGGGGCAGCAUGUUAGGCAUGGCAGGCGUUUUCGUUUUUUUUUUCGCAUUUUCGCCCAUCACAGACGCCGGCGGCCCUUCGCGGCUGGGGCGCGCUUUUUUCAUGAUGUUGCAGCAUGCUGGGAGGAAUGUUGGCGACGGCGUCGGAAGAGGCGCAGCCCUACAGCCCGGGCCAGAAAAGUUUUGCCGCCAACGUGGCCAAAAAAACCCGCGACGCCGACCUGAUGGCGGCCUUUCCCUACAGCGGCGCGGGCAGUGUUUUGGACGUGUCUUGGUUACAAGAUCCGGCCCCCAGUGCUCCGGGCCCAAAUGGCGAAAAGGCCCCCCCGCCCCCCCUGCCGGCGGCAGCGGUGCCGAAGUUCGACGCGGGCCCAGCUUCUUCGCUCGCGGACUCCGACCCGGGAAGCGAGUCGGAGGCGGGCAAGGCCGAAGCGGACGGAAACGGACGCGGGCGCGGCGGCGGACUGCGCGCGAACAACACUCCCCCCCCGCCCCCCCCUGUUCUGGGAUCGCCGUCCGUUUUCCCGGGAUACCGCUACACGUCCGAAGGGCUGGUGACGGACGACCUGGACCCCGCCGCCUUGACCUCGGACAUGGCGCGGGUCCUAAAGUUUUGCCCGGACAUCGGGGGGCUUCGAAAGUUGGUUUUGACAACAACAAAGGAGCCCGCGCGCGGCGGGGGCGGUGCGCUUAUCGUUUUUUGUUUUCGGCCCUUUUUUGUGGUGGUUUUGUUAGCUUUUGCCGGAGAUUCUUUAGCUUGAGCAGGCUCGUAUAGUCUUGGUGAUGUGUGUCUUCGUUCCCGCGUCGCUUUCCUUUUCUAUUUUCCACUUUUAUUUUCCCCAGGCACUCUCGUCAUGGACCAGAUCUUGGUGCCCCGGGAGUGGCGGCCAGACCAAUUGGGGCGGGCGUUUCAUUAUUUUUUCCGACCGACCAACUCGGCGUGGAUUCUGGUCGACCUCGACAAUGCUUCGCCGGCGACGGUGGAAAAGGCCAAGGAGGACCACCGCUGCCGUAUCAGAAUGGAAACCCCCUGUCCCCAUAGCGCAAAUGAAAUCUGUGAUGCGGUUUUUGAGUACACAGGCAGGCUUGUAAUGCUAGAAGGCCAAGAGACGCAGCUGCGGCCUCAUUUGCAGCGAAUUUGUCAUGCUGUUUCGCACUUCUAGCUGCCCGAUGUCAUGCCGAAGAUGCAAGGACUUGUCACGAGAACCAGCACUACAGUUUGCGUCUUUUUCGUUUUAGCAUGACAAAGCUGAUUUGUGGCCACAAAUCUGCAUGACAGAUUUCAAAUCUGAUAUGGGGUGGGGGGGCUUCGUUUUGAUAUGGCGAUUUGUCACCCGCACAUCAGAAACGUGUUGGCAGGGUUGGUACAAGGUGGAGGGGGGCGCAAAGGCCGAGAAAGACUUUCGCACCGUGAUGGUGCCCCUCCUGGGCGGCGACGCGAAUGCCAACCGUGCGGGGCAGCCCGGCCGCCUUCCCGGCAGCCGGAACCCGAAACCGGGAAAAAUGGGAUGGGUGUGCCGGGUGGAAUGGAUUCGUGGGGAAAACGUGAGCGGGCCCCACAGCCGCGCCGCCCCGGCAAAAUAUGGCGGAGAAAAAUAGCCCCCCCCUCGUUGUCGCAAACGCAGGGCCCGAGUUUUGUCGGCCGUUUGCAGUUUUCCCCGGAUUUUUCCGAAAAAUCCCGGGAAAGUGUUGCAACCAGCAUGACAGAGACGCGCCGCGAUCUUGGGGGGGGGGGGUUUGCACAGGAUGCGCCUACGACUGGGGAGGCGGUUUUGCAAAAAAUCGCGGGGAACGGCAACUGUUGCCCUCUUUCCAUUGCGGCGGCCACGGGUAUCAGCAUGCCGAAGGUGAAGCAGCUGGUGGAAGGUUUCAUGGCCGGGAAGCGUGAUUAUGGCACCGCGCAACACCCACCAGCCCCCCCCCCUUCUUUUUGUAAAGACGACGGGCCAAAGUUGUGAUGUUGUUUUCCGUUCCGCACAGAAUUGCCGGCCCUUUGGUUUUUGUUGAAGUUCUUCGGCGGCUUGCCGUUGUUCUGGCAAAAAUGCGCCGGAGACUACCCGCUCUGAGGCGGGCGGGCAUAUAGUAGCUGAGUGCGAUGGUGCUUGGCCCCCGCCAAUCACCGAGGCAAAAGGCGGAAAAAAGGGGAGGGGGGGGGGGUGUGUGUUGCGCAUUGGCAUAGCGAAGAGCUUGGCCCGUUUUGGGUGGGCGAGUAUGGGGCUGACGAGCCGGCGGGGCGCGGCGUCCUGGAGGAGCAAAGCCAGUGGCUGUCCUGGUUGGAAAAGCUGCUGCACCCAGCCGCAACCGUGUGGCUUGGCCACGCUUUUCUGGAAGCUGCCGCCCAGGUGAUGGGCCUCACGAUCUGCAUCGAGCCCGCCCCCGGUUCCGCCGUAAGGUUUCAAAAAAUUGGAACCGGCACGACGGAAAUCCGCUUGCAGUACGAUGGCCGCCACUAUGACGCCUUCGUUUUGCCCAGCGCAUCCCCGCGAGGCAGCAGCGAGAGGCCGGCGGCGCAAGCGGAAGCAGCACCGCAGGAACCAGAGACAGGGGCCGCGGUUCGUGGCCCGGGUUGCCAGAAGCGGGGCACGGAAACGAGCGCGCCAGCGCUAAAGCCAGACGCGUUUGCCGAAAUUGUUGGGCCCCAGAAGCAAUCGAUGGGAGAUGAUCCGCAGGCGCUAGAACCGAAGCAGGCCGGCGGUGCUCCGCAAAAGCGCCCCGCGGAGCUGAAUGCACCAGCGCCGCUGCCGCCUGCGAUUGUUGCGGCCGCAAGCGAUUCGGAGCAGGGCGAUUUGGGAGGCGCUUCGGACUCAAGCGAGUGCGCGCCCCCGCCUUUGAAGCGGGGCCGUAAGUCGAACGCCGGCAAAAAUUUCUCUUUGCCCGAUGACACGAUCGAAACGCUGCUGGCAGCUGCCGACGUCAGGGCGGCCUGCAAGGCGUUGGGGCUCACCGCCCGGCAGCGCAAGUGGUGGAAGGACAAGGCCCGUUCUUUUCGCCUGGCCCCAGGCACUGGCAAGCUGCAGGUCCGCGCGGAGUUUCAGGGCUACGGACGCAAAUCCACGGAGGCGCUUUUGGUGUAUCCUGACUGGCUGACGGUAGUGCCCGCCGGUGACGAACCUGAAAAGCAACGCAUCGCGGCCCUUGCCCACUUGCGAUCCCAUGGGGGGGUAGAUGCGACCGCGGCGGGCAUCCAGCAACUAGGUUUCACAUGGUGCGGCUUCAAGGAAAGUGCCCGGCAGGCAGUGCAGGCGUGCGAAGCUUGCGCGGCAAACGAAGAAACGGCGCCAAGGCAGCAGGACAGCUACGCCAGUUCCACACUGGCGGCGCUUGGGGACCCCGCCAACGAAUCGCUGCGCCCCUUCGCCUAUCCUGUGGAAAAGUGCCCCGCCUCCCGUAACCGCAACCACACGCGGCGCGCAAAUCUAAGAGAGGGCGCCAAGCUACACAGAGCGCGCCGGCUUUUUUUAGUGUUGCACGCAGCGGCGCGCUGCGGUUAUUGUGGGGGGCUACUUUUUCGAUGUAUAUGUGUUGGGCCGGAAUAGAUUGCAUCAUCUGCACCCCUUGCGAGAAUUCGGCCCACCGCGGCAAACACGUGGGCACCAAGUUCGUCGGUUGUCUGAACAUGUGCUGCCUCACCACCGGCGCCGUGUGUUCCAAACUGCUAACAAGCUUCGAGGCCGAAGAAGUAAAGCAAGCCUAUCUGGAUAUGGUGGAGGAGCACGGGGUCCCGGAUCAUCUGAACAUUGACAAGGGUACCGAGCUGCAAAAGAUCAAAGACUGGAGCCAGUGCACGUGCUUGACCCGAGACCACCGCUGCGCCACUUUUGUGGCAGAUAGCGCCGCGGGGCCAGCGUUUCGCACGGACAUCCGGGAGAGCCCCCGGGCGCAUCCACAAUCCAACGGGGCCAUCGAGUCCUAUAGUGGGCAACUGAAGCAACAGCUCCGAAAGAGGGGCGGGGAAGGCGAUUGGGUGCGACACCACACGGCGUGCGUUGCUGCCCUGAAUCGCCGCACCACCAGAAGCCGGCGCAUUCCGGCUGCCAGGCAUUUGGCGACGUUUCUGCGGCCCCUGCGAGAUGUAACCGAAGCCACCCUUCACCCCGUGCCGCGUGCGCCCCCGAAGAUCGUUGGCAACAGCGAAGCCAGCGCAGAAGCAGAAAAGAAAAACGGGCCGCAAGCACAAGUGGCGGAGCCGGUUGGGCGGCAGGGGGAAACAAGCAGCGACGACGCAGCGGACAGCAGCGACAACGCGGGAAGCGACCCCGCCGCAAACACGCUGCGCAGUUCCCUUAAAAUGAAGGCGCUCACGAACCGGAAGCGCUUUUUCCAACUCCGCGGCGAUGCCAGCAGGCUCAAGGACAUCAAAAAGCUUAAAAUUGGGGAACGCGUUUUGUGCCGAAACCGCCAAAAAGGCCCCGGGCUCGCAAAAAAAUUCUUGGGUCCGUACGUCGUUACCAAGCUGAAGCCGCUGGGCAUUGAUGCCCGCAGCGACGGCGUGCUAGCUGGCAAAAAGCGGGAGACGUCGUUAAAAGAUGUCCCAUGGAAGGAUGUGAAGCGCUGCCCCGACGGGCUCGAAAGCCAUGCGGCACCAAAGCCGCCGCCCCCCAACGCAGUCCCGCCCACCGCUGUGCCGCCUUCGGCGCCCAUGCAGCCACGCGCACCCGCAGGGCCCCCGGCUACAGCAGCGCCUUCCGGAACAGGGGGCGACCUUUCGGCCGUCGUUGCCGUGGACCCCGCAAUGGAACGCGUUUUCGGAACGGGCUCACUGCCAUUGCUAUGCCAUGCCAAUUUACCGCGCCGCGUUUUCUUUGUGGCGCCGCGCGCCCAUUUGCAUGCAGAGACCCGUCCUACCCAGCGGGCUUGCUUGCGUCUCUUUUUUCGCUUUUGGUACACAGAAAAACGCUGCCGCGGCAAAGUGGCACGGCAUACCCGCAAACAAACGCCUACGCCGACGUUGCUGAACUGGAAACGGCAGGCCCGCGACAAACCCCAACGAACAUACGCGGGUCCGUUAGUCGGGUCGAGGCUGCUACGCGCGGCAUUCGGAUUCGCAUCGAAGGGGUCACAGGGGUCAGCAUCAUCUGGCGCAUCUAUGAAGCGGCGCCCAUGGCGUGGUGGCGUGCGCAGCGGUGCCCUUGCGUUGUGUUCAUCCCGCUGGCGCUCACCAGAAACUUCCAGGGGGGCCAGUUUCUGCGAAUGCCAACAACUUGGCGCACUACUGCAAUCGAGCCGCGCGCCCCGCCGGAGCUGCAAAAGCUUCACCGCAUGGCCUCCACGUCUUCGGCUUCGGAGGGUCGCCGGUCCUUGUCUGCGUUUAAAAAUGUAGAAGCUUAGCCCCUUCGUCUCUUUUCUUGUGUUGAAAAUUGCGCCGGGGCAAGUGUCUUUACGCUAUUUCGCUUUUUUUUUAUCAUAUUGCCACUUUUGCUUCUCAUAGCAUGUGCUGCACUUCUCCAGGCUCAGACAGCUAUAUUUGCGGUUCAUACUACACUUCUUCUGUUUGUGUCGUUCUUCUUUGUUUCUUCCUACGUUCGUUUAGUUAUUGUGUAGCCCUUUGUUUAAAAGAUAUCGACACAGCACGAAGUGCAGCGCACCAAGCAAGUUGAUUUGUUGCCUCCGCUUCGACCAACCUGCCCGGCAGCUGCACUUCCAAGACCCCACGCGCACAGUUUUUUUGCAUUUACUGUUUCCGUUUUGUUAUUGUUUCCUUUUCUUUCACAUUCAGCUACUAGCUUCUUCGAGUAUAGUUUGCCUCUUUCGUAUUGUCUGCUUUAUUGUCGUACUCGUUCUGCUGUUCUUUAUAUUUUCGCUAGAAAAGUUAACUUCUGCUUCGUUUUAUCUUGUUCUCGUUGCAACUACCGAUGCAACGCUGAUAACAACAGAUCGCGCUCCGUGCGCGAAAGCACAGGCUUUCCUUCCUCAUUUCCAUUUUUGUCAUGCAAGCUGCGCGUCGCAGAGUCUUUCUCUAAAUCUGCUCACGCCACGCUUGCUCAGAAUCCCUUACCUUUUUACUUUUUCAGCUUUUUCUGGUGCUCCCCUGCGCUAUAUCAUCGAGCGGCUGCGCUAAGCUGCAUUGAUUUUUUACGUUGAAUUGCUUCGGGGUGCGACAAUUCAGAGAGCUCGCCAUUGUUUGGGAUUUGGUAAAUAUACGACGAAAGGGUCAAAAAGGUGAGCUUUAAGGGAUUCGCUUGCUGUCGUGUUCUUGCUUUGAAAACGCUGGCUCGGUAUACGAUACGCUGUAAGCUUCGCUCCGCUUUGCUUUCCUAUUCUGCUACAACUCAGUCUAUACGACAAUUCAGUGGACUGCAUGCAUGUCAUGCAGUAUACACCUAGACCCUGCAGCAGAAAGAUUCAUGCCCGUUUAUAUGCAUGACAAAAAGUUUUCAUUUGUGAACUCCGCAUCACAAGUUUUUGCAACUUUCGGGGCGGGGGCAUUUUUCACUGUAAUACCAAGCCGAAGAAAAUCAAGAAGGAAACCAGAGACAACCAGAUCACCUCCAACCGCAUUCCGGUUUACCCCAUCUGGGGCAAGGAGGAGUUCCUGAAAACAGCGGCUUUUGCCUCGGACAAGAACCAAGCCAUCAUAGCGCUCUCCUCCUGCAUUUCCUUUAUCCUCGAUUUCAGUGGCUUAGUAUGAGAGUGCACAACCCUCCCUCCCCCCGAUCUGUCAUGCAAAGUACCUAAUUUACUCCUUGCUCGUUGUAAGCCCUUUUUAGCAUGACAAAUUUUGGAAGUACCUCAAAUAGUACUACAAUCCGCAUGCAGAUUUGUCAUGCGAAAGCCCCUUUCCUGCUGUUGCUCGUAUUGCUGUUCAUGCAAUGCAAAUGAGGAGGAGGGGGAGUUGUGUACUCUCAUACUUGGGCGUGUUUGCUGUUACCACGGAGGACAUCCCGAAAAUCACGAAACCGCUGUUGUGGGUCGAGGAUUUGCCGAACCUGGUGGAGUAUGCAUUACAAAAGUACCGUACUGCGUAUUGAUUGCAUCACAAAUUUUUUCAGAAAGGAAAAUGGAAUUUGUAAUGCUGAUUUAGGUAGAAACAGUCGAUUUGUCAUGCAGUGCUGCGAUUGGUACGAGCGCGCUACUUAUUUUGCAUUCGAUAUGGAGGCGUUCGUCAUAGAACAGGCUAAUGCGCAGGCCGGAGGUGGAGAAGGGAGCGGGGGUAUGGAGAGAAUUUUUUGUGAAGAGACAGAUUGAUUGUAGAGGAGCUGUAGAAAUAGCAGGGAACUUAUGAAUUCAAGAUGAGUCAAGAAGAUGCUUCUGCUCGUGAUUGCAGUGACCCACACAUGAUUUCUUGAUCUCCCGUGAAGACCGUGGUGUUAUGUUUGCAGAUUUAUUUCACGUCGUCUGCAUGAUGCGUGCUUUCUCCUUGACGUAGCUGUGCAGCAUCACAGCGUCCUUAUGCUACAAGAGGUCGAUUGAAAUUAUUUUUCCUUCCAUACCAAUCGAGGACCUCGAGCUUCUGGGAGGGACCAGUGCUGGCGCUCUCGGUAUAAUUCUGCGAUAUGAUUCUGCAAUUGCAUGUUUGAUGUACUACUUACUCGCACAUCAUGUUGCUCCUCAUGCAAGAUAUUACCCACGCAUACUUCGCAUGAUGAAAAACCAAUCUUAAAAAGCCGCACCAGCAUGACAAAUAAAGAUCUCUAUCACAACCAAACCCCAGGUGGUGCUGGCGACAACCUACUCUACACCGCGGACCAGAAACGCGCGAAAAAGCGUCUUGCGUUGAAAGGCGGCUUCGCCUGGAACGCGCCCGCCCCGGAGGCCUACGCCAUCGUGCACAAGAAAACCGCUUUGAAGGCCCGGAACAAGCUCGACCAGUGGUUUCCGAAUCUCGCCGCCAACAUGAAGUAUCGCAGGAAAAAGUGUUAACGUUAACGGUUUUCACAGAUUGCAGGCAUGCAUCACAAAUGUCGCCCAAUAUGCAUGCUAUGCAUUACAAAUCUCGGCAUCUUUUGUGAUGCAUUGCUGCAUCACAAAUUCCGUUAACGUUAACACUUUUUGCUGUGAUAUGAAACCCAUGGAUUUCAUCGCAACCGGGUUUCUGGCCAACUUCGUCCUCUAUCCUGUGCAAAAGUAUCGUGCUCGUGUUGCAGUCUUGCAUUACAAAUUUUUUUCUUGAGGUAGAUCAGCAUUCCAAAUUUCAUUUCUCAUGCUGAGGAAAUUUGUAAUGCAUUUUUUAUACGAGUGCGAUGCUUUUGCAUUGCAUAUCCUCUGGCUCGAAGCCCUGUACGCGAGCCCCUACAUCUGCCUCCGGCACACGGCGACAGUAGUCGCCGGGUCGGUUUUGUCGGAGAUCACAAAGAUCCUCGCGGAUCUGGAGCAACAGCUAGACAUAGCCUUGAAACAGUACAAAAACGAGGAAAAAAACAGCAACUCGCUUCGGAAGGACUUUUUGAAGAAAGAAAUCUCCGAGAACAGCGGCCUAUCGGACCAACUGGUGAAGGCAAGGGACCAUCUUCUCCGGAAUUUCAAGCAAACCCGUAUGAACUGCAAAAGCGUCGUACUCGUAUAAAUGCAUUACAAAUUUCUUCAGCAUUAGAGAGAAAAUUUGUAAUGCUGAUUUGCCUUGAGAUAAAAAUUUGUAAUGCACGACUGCAAUACGAGUGGGAUUAUACUUUUGCAAUUCAUAACCCGGCUGAAGGACCAAAACGAGAAGAUCCGGUUCGAAGCGGUGUGCGUCAUGAAGCGGGUAUCGUGAGAAAAAACCAUUUCAGUCUCAACUUGUAAUGCGCAACUUGCUUGAGUAGACAGUUUGUCAUGCUCGACACGCAAGAACAAUAAAGUCGUUUUCUCUAUGUGGGUUCAUCCCUUGUGAAGACUGACCACGCAUCACAAGUUUUCCGUGUCAUGGUCUGCAAAUUUGUAUUGCUAAGUCUGCAAACAGGUCUGAGACUGGCACAGUUUUUUCUGGCCAUAGCGGGUGGUCAGCAGGGAUCUUUCCCUCUUCGACGAGGACUUAGCCCGGGUUUUGGAGUGUUUACUCGUCGAUCCGGAUUAUCAAAUGCAAAGAAGUCUGGGUCUGGAAAGUUGGAACUUGUGAAGUAACUUUGGACUCUAAAAAAAUCUGUAUUGCGUGACCAGCAAGACGAGCCACGUUUGUGCUACGCGAGGAGGGCACUAUUUGUCAUGCGGAAAUGGCAUCAGGAAGCCUUCCACAAAUCUGUGAUGCUGGGUCAUGCAUUACAAGCAUCAUGGGUCAUGCCAGACAAGCAUGAAAAGCCUUGCAUUCUUCCGGACCCAGACAUUUUUGCAUUUGAUCCAGACGCGGGUGUGCGGAUGAAAUUGCUGGAGAUGGUGGAAGAUUGGGUGAUAUCCUGUGCAAAAGAAUUGCACUCGUAUAAAUGCAGGUCUUGCAUUACAAAUCUGGUUCCCAAGGCAAAUCUGCAUUACAAAUUUUAUUUCUCAUGCUGAGGAAAUUUGUAAUGCAUUUGUACGAAUACGAUACUUUUGCAGUUCAUAGAUGAAAAUGUACGAAAAAGAUAGAGAAGCGAUGGCAAUGUACUGCGAGCAGGUGAAGGAAAAAUACGGCGAUGACCCGGGCCGCAUGGAGCUUCUCACGAUGGGCAACAACGGGGAAGAGGUCGUCGACGAGGAGCUGGGAUACAGUUUAUGAACUGCAAAAAUAUCCUCGUACUACUAGUUGCGUCUAUGCAUCACAAAUCUUUCUCUUACGGGAAAUUCGCAUCACAAAUUCAGUUUGUGAUGCUGGGUCAUCAAAAAUAAAUGCAAUUCAUACUUCUAGUACCAAUACGAUACUUUUGCAAUGCAUACAGUUCCGGCGAAGACGAUUUCCAAACGUCAAACAACGAAGAGGACAGCAAUAUGCUGUGCAAAACAAGUAUCGCACUCGUACAAGCUGUUGUGUUUAUGCAUUACAAAUCCACUUCUUAAGCUGAAUCCGCAUGACAAGUUCUUCAAGUUCCAUUUGUCAUGCUGAGCUAGUAAUCUGUAGUGCAAUAUUACGAGUACGAUGCUUUGGCAUAGGAUAUGCAACGAUCCGAACCAGCAGAACCAAAACCAGUCCCUCCUGGCUUUGAAGAAGCGGCAGCGCCAGGAGUUGUUGCAAGGAGGCCCCUAUGCUGUGCAAAAGUAUCGUACUAGUAAGUAGUAAUUGCAAUACAAGUUCGCUCAGCAUGACAAAUGGAAUUUGUCAUGCUGAUUUGCCUUGGGAACAAGAUCUGUAAUGCAUGACUGCAAUUACUACGAGUGCGAUACUUUUGCAGUUCAUAGCCCCCGGCACUUCUGGAAACGGUUGCAGUCGAGAAAAAUGUUCAAAAAAUGGAUCCGAAAGUCUAUGACUUGCUCAAAUCGGUUACCAUCUCAAAUCGGUUACCAUAGAACCUGGAAUUUGUGUUGCAUGAUGAGCAGGACAGACUCGCACAGCGUUCCACCUUUUGCAAUACAAAUUUCGCCAGAUUAUAGUUGGGUUUGGCACAACUCCGGAACUUGUCAUGCGCAAUCCUAUGAGAGUUGGCUAGAUCAUGCACUCUUGCAUCACAGAUUUCCAUAUUCUAUGGUAACCGAUUUGAGAUUGUAACACCUGAGCGGGUUAUAAAGUCGAUGAGACACAUCAGUUAUGCAUCUUCGCAAAUGGAGGUAAUGUAUAGCACAAGCACAAAUUUUUGCAUCAGAAGAAAGAUUUCGAUUCAUCCCGCACUGAUGAAAAGAGAUGCAGUUUGUCAUGCUGAAUAAGUUUGAGAACAGCAAUUUUUCAUGCAGUAUUUUCGCAAUUCGUGCUUGUGCGAUACAACAAACUCAAACAUUCGCGUUGGAUACCAAAGAACGGUGUGGCGACGUCGAGGAGAAAGUCGCGAUACAGGCGGUCAGGACCGUUACCCUCCGGUGGAUCGCGGAGCGAUUCCUGACCGAUACCGAGUUUGACGCGGUGGUGUGCUUGGUCUUUUGCGGCCGAACAGUGAAAGUCCGGAAACAGGCGGCGCUGUUUGUGAAUUCGCAUGUGUUUUCGGAACCGGGCAUCGAGGAUUUGGUAGAUCACAGCAGCGACACCGGGCUGGAUCAGCUCAGGCUGGAAGACGACAAUCUUGUGGGGGACGGUUCUGGGAAUGAGAAUAUCAACUGUAAAAAUGUCUCGGUCUGGAAGGAUGCGAACUUGUGAUGCGAGUUGCGGAUCAUACAAAGAUCUGUGUUGCAUGACUGGCAAAAGGUGCUCACUUCUGGCCAUGCUGAGAGGGUAUUUCGCAUGCAGAAUAGGCAUCGCGAAGGGACUGCAUUCCAGACUUGACAGAGCUUGGAAAAACUGCAUGACAAAUUUCGGAAUCUUCCCGACCCAGACAUUUUUGCAAUGCAUAGAAAAUUUUCUCUCCAACUCCGACAACGAAGUGAGGCAGCAGCUGCAGCAAGCGUCCUCUGCCAACAUAUCCUGUGCAAAAGUAUGGUACUCGUAUAGAUGCAGGUCUUGCAUUACAAAUAUUAUUCGCAUCGUAAAUCAGGAUGACAAAUUUUAUUUCUCAUGCUGAGAAAAUUUGUCAUGCAUUUAUACGAGUACGAUACUUUUGCAGUUCAUACAACAGUAACGCCAACAAAGUGAAAAAAAUGAAUCCCACGGAAACGAAUCUUCUGAUGUUCCUGGAAUUUCUUGUUACUUACUGCGAGGACGCCGUGGAGGAUCCCGACCAAGAGACCUCGAGGACGACGCAGUACGUAUCCUGAGCAAAAACGUUCCCAGCGCCCCAGAGUUCUUGUCAGGCAGAUUUGCAACUACAGGAACUGAAGAACAUUUGUGAUGCGCCGUUAGUACCUGAGAAGCAUUUCUACUUGAGUAGUUUCAGCAUUUGUAAUGCUGUCAACAGGAUAAGUGCGCGUUUUUGUGAUGCGGUUGUCCUUACUAACCAACACUACAAUGCACUGGCAAACUUGUCAUGCGCGACUCGCAAAGCUUGGGGAUUUGUGUUGCAGGGUUCCCAAAUACUUGACUACGGGGCCGCGGGGGCGUUUUUGCAUAGGAUAGUACGGCGCGGCCAUCUAUGCGGUCCAGGCGUAUUGGAACCGCACAAGCUGUAUGAAAUGGAAGUAUGUCUGGGUCUGGAGGAGUGCAAGACUUGUCAUGCAGAUUUUUCAUGACCCAUGAUGCCUGUAAUGCAUCACCUAGCACCACUGAUUUUUAGAGGCCUUCCUAAUGCCUAUUCCGCAUGAGAAAUACCCCCUCCAUGUAACAGAGGACAGAAAAAGAAAGAGAAGAAAGAAAAUGGUCCUUUUGGUCGUCUCAGCUAGCCCGCAAGGGCUCCGUUCCCGCCAGCUGAAAGGCACGGCGCUGCUCAUCAUCUCGUCCCCGCCAGCCGGUAGGCACGGCGCUGCUAUCCUGUCGUCGUCGUCGCGUCCUUUUUUACUUGAAAGGGGAAACAGGGUUGCUAAGUUAAAGACUGCGCUAAGGCAGCGCCCCCCUUCCCAAAGGGGUCCCCCCGGGGCGGGCGCGGUGGCGGCUCUGCUAACGCGGAGCUUCAAAGUCCGACUCUACCUAUGCGCAUGCAAAGAGUGCGCGGAAAUAGGUCGGCAAGGUGCUUGAAAGGGGUAUGCUUUGGGGUUGUCCGUCAUCGUGAUAGGGUCAACGUGUGUGACCAAUAGACCCCCUGUAUAUCUAGCGCGCAACCGACCACAGAAGCAGUAGCGUUCAACGUUUGUAAGAAUAACCCAACAAGGCAACACUGGAGCUCCACCUUGCUCGCGGGCUUGGAUGGUAAAGCAGGUCAGCCACAUCUAGCGCCCACUGGCCGUACGCACGCGUAAGCAAUCGGAGACGGUUCGGCGGAUGCGGUCGGGUGGUACCUGUAGGACGUGGAACGGGUGCCCACCUAGGGCAUUGGCAGAGGCUAAAUCUGUUCUAGCGCCACGGUAUUGGCAGAGGCUAAAUCUGUUCUAGCGCCACCCUGACAGGAGUCAAAUGUCAAAGCGAUGCGAUGCGAUACAUGUAGCACAAACUGGACCCCUCUUGCUGAUCAUGCAAUACAGGUUUUCUUAGAAUGCAGAGACAGCAUCACAAGUUGCAACCUUCCAGACCCAGAUAUUUGCAAUGCAUAAGCUGCAUCACAGCUUUCAAAACCCAGGUCGCGAUGUUUUUCCUAUCCGAAGACAACACGGAGGAGGAUGCGGAUAUGGAUGUGUCAGAGUUGAAAUCGACAGAGUUGAAAUAAUUUGUCAUGCAUAAACUGCGAUACAAAAAGUGACUCUAUUGCAGAGGACCCACGGGAGGCAGAGUAUAGUCCUCGUAAGGGUCAGAAGUUGGACUGCUAACUAGCAUGAUAGAAGGCAGCACCUUUGCCCUAAACCACGUGACAGACUCGCUUCCAGGACCGCGAAAAUUUGUCAUGCACCGACUACAAACUGUAGGUCUAACUGGUAUCCGUUUUAUGCAUGACAAACUAUUUCAACUUUGACGAUUUCAAACCUGACACAUCCAUAGCGGACGUCAACCCUUUAACGCUGCGGAAGAAAGUCGCUUUGCUCGUGACGAUGGAAGCCGCAUUAUUGUGAGGAAAAAUGUCCCCACGCCAUAGUCAAGAUGGGAAAUCUGCAACACAAACCCGGAAGUAUUGGGAGUCACUCAUGACAAGCUCCCCUCUGUAUUGUAGUGCAAUGUCGCAAGGACAGCCGCAUCACAAAGCCAUCUCCUCAUCCUAUUUGCAGCAUCACAAAUUUUUGCAAAACCCGACUGGAAAUGGCUCUCAUGGGGAUGCGCAUUACAACAAGCCUUCUUGUCUUUGCAAAUCUGCAUGAGACGUUUUUACUCAGGAUACGCAUUAACCAUACUCCAACAGACACACCAGGCGGACAUCCAAAAGUUGCAGAUCGACCAACUGACAAGGGAUAUCAAAUGCAACAAUGUCUGGGUCUGGAAGAAUGCAAACUUGUGAUGCUGCAUUUGGAUUCCAAAAAAAUCUGUAUUGCAUAAGCAGCAAAGGGAAUGCAAUUUUGGCUACGCCGAGAGGGCAUUUGUCAUGCGGAAUAGGCAUCGCGAAGCCCUCAAAAAGUCUGUGAUGCUCGGGCAUGCAUCGGAGACAUGAUCGCCUAUGCAAAACGUGCAUGACAAGUCUCAGAAAUUUCCAGACCCAGACAUUUUUACAUUUGACAAGAGAAAAAGAGGAGCAACAGAACAAGGGCUUCAAUGCCGCCGGCCCGGUAAACUAUCAAAUGUAAAAAUGUCUGGGUCUGGAAGAAUGCAAGAUUUGUGAUGCAGGUUUUCCAUGACCCGUGAGGUCUGGAACGUGAGACCCAGCAUGACAGAUUUUGUGAGGUCUCUAUCAUGCCUUUCCUGCAUGAGAAAAUUCCCUCUCAACUUAGUCAAAAGCGGACAGCUUUUGGUACUCACACAACACAGAUUUUUGCAUCAUUCAGAUUUAGCAUGACAAGUUCUAACCUUCCAGACCCAGACAUUUUUACAUUUGAUAUAAACAGCACCGUCACGAUUCCCUCCUCCUUGACAAACCAACAACUGUGCCAGGCGUGCUUUUUCGUGUUGCCGAAGUUGCCGCAGUUUUUCGACAGUCUCGCUUCGGAGAAGUACGGAAAGCUGAUUUUUAGCAACAUCUGCGAGAUUCUGUUGAGACACAUGCUGGAGAACCCGGACAAAGUGCCGAGUUCGAUACUAGCGUCCAACAUGUCCGACGUUGUCGAUGCGCUGGAGAACAUCUUGGAGGAACAGGGGGCGCAGAACAACAAUCCCCUUCUGUACGGAAACAUCUCCAAGUGCUACCGUCACCUGGCCCUGAUCAGCCGGGAAGCAGCGGACGCAUUGGGGACGUAUUUGCGGAACAAGCAGGAACACUUGAAAAGUUUCCUGGACACCUACUGCACCAGCCCACCAGCGGAUUUUGUGGAGGACGCAAGUCCUGUGGACGGUGAGGAGGACCUGCAGCACGCCGACAACUACGACCCGGCAGGAGGUAUCCAAGCCGCACAAAAAAAGUGUACAAAGUGAAAGUUUGUGAUGCGGACGAUGCAUCAACACAGUCGUGCGUGUCAUGUUGAUGCUGGAUAUGCGUCCCACGGAUUCUAGACUAGUUUCAUGACCUCUGCAAAAAAGCAAAAAGAAUAUCGUGAUGCUGCUCAACUACAUCAAAAUAAACAAGUUACUUGCACUGUACACAUUUUUUUUCUUUGAUAGCAGGAGCAGUAGCAGCAGAAGCAAAUGUCGUGAAGCAAAAUAAAUCCAGAAAGCCAAAAGGACCGCGGCUGAACCGGGUAGACCAGUGGCUGAAGGUGAAUUUUCUUGACCCGGACGCCCCCAUGAAUUUGGAUGGGGAAAUAGAGCAGGUACAGCCGGUAUGGAUUGUACAAAUGUCUUGGGCUGGAAGAUUGCAACUUGUAUGUAAUGCUAAGAUAAAAUUCUGGAUUGUGCAAAAAUCUGUGUUGCAUGAAUGCCAAAAGUUGUCCACUUUUGAUCAAGUUGAGAGGAAGUUUUUCAUGCAGGAUAGGCAUGAUAGGGCUCAUCUCCCAGAAUCUGUCAUGCUAGGGCCUGCAUUUUUCCAGAAGACAUGGAUCAUGACACAGCUGCAUGAAGACAAGUCUACCAAUUAUCUUCCAGACCCAGACUACACUUUUACAUUUGAUAGCCGGGACAGGUAGCGUUGCAGUAUCCAGCGAGAACGUUCGAGUUGAUGCAGUACGUGGAGCGGGUAUCGUAAGGAAAAAUCCCCCGCCCUCCCCGUAUUGAAAGCGUAACUCGCAAAAAAAUUGUGAUGCAGAUUUGUGGCCACAGAUCCUGUCUGUCUUGCAGGAAAGCAAACGCAGAGUGUCCGCCGCGUUAAUUAUGCAGUCGAUUGGUCAUGCUGUGAGGCCUACGGGGGAGACGCCUGUCAUGCUAGCCGCCUACACCAAAAUAAAGCCCCAGCCUAGGUGUGCGAUCUGCGUGCAGUCCUCUCCUGCGAGACAGAGUCGAUUUGUGUACACAAAUCCCGCGUCACAGAUUUCCGCUUUGAUAUGGGGAGGGGGGAUUUUUUCUCUCAAUAGCACGCGGUGGAAAUUCACGCGCACUUGGGGUGCUUUCUGAACCACGAUCUGAUCCAACAAUUAUUCUCCCUUCUCCGCUUCACGUCGGUGAAUCGCUUACCGAGGCAGUUGCUGAUCCCCCUGGCGAAAUUGGUGCAAGUAGGUCUAAACCACUUCGUCGUCCAGGCAACCAGCGGGAAAGUGGAAAGCUUUAAAGAGAUGAAGGAAAACGCAAAGGAACUGAAGAAGUCGAACUCACCAUCCAGAGCCGGCGGUUCCGCGAGUCCUAAGAUGAAGAAGAAGAUGAACAAACCAAACAUCACAGGCGGUGCGACGAUCAUUUCUGCACACGAUGAGAUUGACAAGAGGAACAACCCGCUCGCUUUUUUCUCGAACUACGUCGAAGAUGAGAAAACGCCGCACUUCCGCAGUGCGAGGAUCAUCGACGCGCAGUACACCGUAUGCAUUGCAAAAGUAACAUCGCAUUGUACAUAACAAGAAUCGCAUGAGAAAUUUCCUCAGCAGGAUGAGAAACGGAGUUUGUAAUGCGUCCUCCCCUAUAGCAAAGAGAUCUGUCUUGCGUGAAGACUGCGCUUUGAUGUAUGGAUGCGAUGAGUGCUUUUGCAAUGCAUACACCGCUUCAUCCUCCGCGAGGGUGAACCAACACUACGCGGUAUCGCAAGAAAGAGUGUUACGGUUAACGGAAUUUGUGAUGCAGUAAUGCAUCAAGAAAGGCAAAGUGCCCAAAUUUGUAUUGCGUAGCAUGCAUGGAAUGCAAAUUUUGUAAUCCAUGACCGCCAUCGCAUCUGUGAAAUCCGUUAUUAAUGUUAUACAUUUUUUUGUUUGAUACGCGGACGUGAUCUUGGAGUUGAACAACGGAAACUUGUUUUUCCUCAACAGCCGGCAGAUUAUGAACGCCUCAGGUUGGAAAUCCUCAAAGUGAAAAUAGUUUGUAAUGCAAAAAAAGGACACCAGUUGAAGUGCCAUUUCUAGUCGGCGCAUGACAAACUUGCCGGGCACUCAAAGCAUGUCUGUCAUGCUAGUUAGGGCAAAGGGGUGCCCUUCUCUCGUGCUGAUCAGCAGCCCAAUUCUGAACCCGUAGAGGCACAAUAGUCGGCUCCCACUGCGCCCUCUGCAAUACAGUCGCUUUGGUGUCGCAUUUCUUGCAUCACAAACUACUUAUUUCCACUCUGAGAAUUUCCAUUCUGAGGCUUUCAUACAGAUGGACGACUAUUUAGAAUCCGAAAUCUCCGCGAUCACUGCGCAGGGCCACUCGGAACGGAAUCUCGCCUACACGAUUUUCGAAUUUCGUCAUCUCCUCAUCACCCGAUUGUUGAAAAAGCACCGGGACGUGUAUGUGAAACACCUUAUCCAGAGUAAAAACGUCCCCGCCCCAGAGUCAAGAUGGGGAAUCUGCUAGACAAGUCCACAAGUUUUGGGACUGGUGCAUGACAAGUUUGGGGACAUGCAGUAUAGUCCUGCUUAGGUAGCCCAGACGCAUCGCAGAUCCACUCUCUCAUCCUGAUUCGCGCAUUACAGAUUAGGAUUACCAAACACGGUUAGAAAAUGCCCGCUAUGCGGAGCCGCAUUACAGAUGUUCCGGGCAUGCAGGUUUGCAUGACAACUAAGGGGCGGAGACGUUUUUUGCUCAGGAUACACCUGGCGGUCAAUUUGUACUUCGACAGCCUACAGAUGCAUAUGCACUGCCAAAGUAUCGUACCCGUAGCCGUACUAAUUGCAAUUAUGCACGACAAAUCUUGUCCUUAAGGUAAAACAGCAUCACAAAUUCCAGUUCUCACGGUGAGGAAAUUUGUAAUGCAUUUGUCAUACGAGUAAGAUACUUUUGCAGUUCAUAAUGCAGUAUUCGUUGCAGAACGUUCUCCGGAUGGAUCCGAUCUUUUUCGAAGACCCGGCUAUGUCGACCGGGGGCAUGAAUUUCCAGGAGGACGAGUCCACGGCGGGGAACAACGCUUUGAAACAAGUGUGCCACCGCCUGCACAAAACCUUUCAACAGCAGGGGAAUGACGAGGACGAUAUCGAUGAAAAUGUCAUCAAGUCAAAGGACGAUGUUCCGGUGAACAUUCCAAAAUUGUCCGCGAACAUGCGAUAUCCUGUGCAAAAGUAUCGUACUCGUAUAAAUGCCAGACUAGCGUGACAAAUCUGGUUUCUUAGGUAAUUUAGCAUGACAAAUUUCAUUUUAUUUCAUGUUGAGCUAAUUUGUAAUGCAAUAGCAAUUUAUACCAAGUGCGAUUCUUUUGCAGUUCAUAUGCGACCCUUGUACAUCAGCUGGCGAAGACGGGUGAAAGAUCGGGAUAUCCAGAUCCAGGGGAGGGCGUUUGGCAGGAAAAGCACGGCGAAAAGGAAAUUGAAUUUAAUGGGGGAAGAGGAAGAGGUAUUUGAUAAUUGUUCAUUGAUACCUUUACGUGGAAACCCUUCCGUCACAUUUGAGUUUCGCAUGACAAAAUUGGUUAUCAUGUGUGAUGUUGCUCACAUGCGUAAUCCUGAUUCUGAGGAAGAGGGAGUUGUAAUAUUGCUGUAUAUCCAGUUGAUACACACGACAUCAAUACCACUACAGGCCGGCGGCACCACCUCCGACAACAAUUAUCCUGUGCAAAAGUAUCGUACUUGUAGUAAUUGCAAUCAUGCAAUACAAAUCUCUCUCUGAAGGCAAAUCUGCAUUACAAAUUCAAUUUCUCAUGCUGAGAAAAUUUGUCAUGCCAUUUAUACUAGUACGAUGCUUUUGCAAUGCAUAACAAUCCCAACACGACUACAGAGGAAGAGCUGGAAGCGGAAUUUCAAUAUGUCUGCAUGAACCCGGUUCUUGUCUACGAGGACCACGAGGUACUACUCUGGAUAUCAAGUGCAAAUAUUCCUGGAUGUCUGGAAGAUUCCCAGGCUUGUCAUGCAUAUUUUGAAUGACCCGCGAUGUCUGUAAUGCAUGCCCUAGCAUGAUUGAUCACAGAUGUUUAGCGGGCUUUGCGAUGCAUCCACCGCAUGAGAAAUAAUAAUGAUGCCCUCUCCGCGUAGGAGAAAGAACUGGAGUCGUCUUGCUGGUCGUGCAAUACAAUUUUUUUUAGAAUCCAAACACAGCAUCACAAGUUUAGAAUCUUCCAAACUACCCGAACAUGUUUGCGUUUGAUAUUGGACGUAUUUUUACAAUCUUUUCCUGGACAUCAAGGACCGGAUCCAAACCCACAUAUCCUGUGCAAAAGUAUCUGAUACUCGUAUUGCGAUCAUGCAUUACAAGUUUUUUUCUUGAGGUAAAUCGGCAUUACAAAUUUUUUGAGUAUUUGAUUUUAUUUCUCAUGCUGAGGAACUCCGAACUUUGUAAUGCUAAUGCAUGUAUACCUACGAGUACAGCGAUACUUUUGCAGUUCAUACCACACCAUGGCCGACUACCAAGCGAAGCUGCGGAUAACGCAGGAGAUGGUAUCCUGUGCAAAAGUAUCGUACUCGUAUUGCAAUCAUGCGUUACAAUUAUUUUCCCUAAGGUGAAUCAGCAUUACAAAUCUUAUUUCUCAUGCUGACGAAUUUGUGAUGCAUUUUCAUUUAUACAAGCGAAGCACGAUACUUUUGCAAUUCAUAGAUGGUGAAAUGUGACAAAAUCACUUUCCCGUCGGAGGACAGUUUAGAGUCCUACAUCCCGCUAUCAAAUGCAAAUAUGUCUGGGUCUGGAAUAAAGAAUGAGAUUUGUGAUGCUAGCUGUCGAUCACACAAAGAACUGUAUUGCAAGAAGAGAGGCAAAAGUAAAAGACACUCAGACUGUUUCCACCCGGACAACGAGAGGGCACAACUUCUCAUGCAGGACAGACACGGGCAGACCUUUGCGAAAGCUGUGAUGCUGGAGUACUAUGCAUCACAGGCAUUGGGAGCCAUGUACAAUUCGCAUGACAAACUCCCCAAACCUUCCAGACCCAGACACAUUUGCAUUUGAUACCCACCGCAGGAGUCCGGAAUUCGGUCUGUCACCCGGUCAAACCUCGCCGGGGAAGACUACUACACGGUUAUCCUGAACAAAAGUAUCGUAUUCGUACUAAUUGCAGUGAUGCCAGACAAAUUUCUUUUUCAUGCUAAAUCAGCAUGAGAAAUUCCGUUUGUCAUGCUGAGCUAAUUUGUAUUGCAAUACUACGAGUGCGAUGCGUUUGCAAUGCAUAACGGUAAUAGAGCACUUAUUCCAUAAAGCGUGUAUGAAGCACACGUCAACCCACGAGGGCAUGGUCGCGAACCAGUACAUCCCGGAGAACGCGUUUGAGCCGAAAUACAACCCGGAGUCCGACUCCCAGACCGCGGACCCCACUUACGUGAAGCAGGACGCGGGCUUGUGCGGGCUGCGGGAUCUGCUCACCAUGGGGCUGUCGUCGAUAAAACUGGUCGACCAAUCCUGCGAAUCCGAUCACAUCAAGAACGGCCCGAUUGGGCAACUCAUCGGCGCGCAGUUUGGGGUGUUGCGGAUGAUUCCCGCGAUCAAGGAGGCGAGUAAGUCUCUAUUCCAGAAAAUGCGGAAGGAAGCGGACAAAAACCCGGUGCUGGCGAAGCAGUAUUUCCACUUCAUAAGCACUAUGCUCGGGUGGAUUUUGGAAAUGAGCGGAGAACACGCGUACAUGGACAUCCGCCAGUCCAUGAUCGAGAUCACGCGGACGUGGGUCGGGAGGGUCGGGGAAACGCAGUUGCCGGAACAUUUGGUUUAUGCAUUGCAAUUAUAGUAUCGUACUCGUAUAAAUGCAAUACAAAUAUCGAUUUCCUCAGCAUGAGAAAUAAAAUAAAAUCUGUCAUGCAGAGUACCUUGAGAAAAAAGUUGUAAUGCAGGACUGCAAUUUUUACUACGAGUGCGAUACUUUUGCACAGGAUAUGGCUACCGCGUUUCAGCGGUGUUUUGUAGAGUUACAGCUGUCAGAAGCGAACUGCUCCAUCGGGUUGAACGGAGAGCAGGGCAACCCGAUAUGCUUUUGUGAAAUCACCACAAGAUCAACAUGUAGUUGACCAACCUCAGUUUAUUGUCAAUUUACAUAGCAUGCGGUGCCACUUUACUUCAUCAUUUUAUCUACAUUCGCAUGACAAAAAAUGGAGGCACACAACUACAAGAAGUGCUGGUGUUGGAGGUGAUUUUGUAUUGCAUAGCCGAGUUCCGGAAUCCAAUUCGACACAAUGGACGUUGACUUACUCUACAACACGUUGCUCCCCUGCUCCCGGUAUCCUGUGCAAAAGUAUCGUACUCGUCGAGAUGAUCGCAGCUAUGCAUUACAAAUCUUUUUCUCGAGGUAAAUCCGCAUUCCAGAUUCCAUGUCUCAUGCUGAGGCAAUUUGUAUUGCAACUUAUACUAAUACGAUACUUUCGCAGUGCAUACCCGGUUCAUGACCAAAGAAUACCGCGGGAAAGUGGAAGAAUUUCUCGGCCGGCAGAUGAUCAGUACCCACAGUAAAUUUCCUGUACACGACGUACAAAUGCUGUCUCUGCAUGACAAAACUUGCCUUCGAUCUUGGUCAGCAUGACAAGUUUCUUGACGCUUUAAGUUAGCGAACUUUGUGAUGCAUUUUGCACAUGUUGUACGGGAAAUUUGUAUUGCAUAAUCAGUCUGACGAGUCAAAAAACCAUCGCGAAACUACGGGACUUGAUCGAGAGAUUGCGGCUCGGGCCGGGGCACGACGGAACGGGCUUGGGGGUGAAAGUGGGAAAGAAACGCGGGAGGUAUCAAGCAAAAAAGUGUUAACGUUAAUGGUUUCCAGAGAUUGCAGCUACGGAAGACAGAUGGGUCUUCCUAGAAUGCAUGCUAUGCAAUACAAAUUUAGGCACCUUUUCUGAUGCGGUCCUGCAUGGCAAAUUUCGUUAACGUUAACACUUUUUCCUGUGAUAGGAGGAAAGCGAAGAGUAUGGCAGGAAUGGAACCGGAUGUGAUGGCGGCGCAAGGACAAGGAGCGGUAUAAAUACUGAAUUAGAAUUUUUGCUUUCAUACAAGAUCAUUUUUUUCGUCCCCAGCACGCACCGUCCUCGGAGAGUUGGAGGUUUAAUAUUCAAGGUUCUUGUUUAGCAUGACAAAUUCCUGUUGCAAUGUGUCGUGAUGACAUGAUAUACCAUCACCAACAGUUUCUCCAAGGCGAGCCGGAGCAGCCCCAGCAGCAGAGGCAUAUUAUGGACGAAGACGAGGAUUUAGAGGCCGCGCCGGCGUAUCCUGUGUAAAAACGUCCCCACCCCAUAGUCAAGAUGGGGAUUUUGCAACACAAACCUAGGAGUUUUGGGAGUCACGCAUGACAAGCUGCACUCCGUAGUGUAGUGCAGAUUAGCAAGUGCAGCCGCAUCACAGAUCCAUCUGCUUAUCCUGUUCACAGCAUCACAAAUUUCAAAACACGAUUGGAAAUGCCUACCAUGAGCAUGCGCAUCACAGAUGUCCUUGUCGUUGCAAAUCUGCAUGACAGCUCUGGGGUGGGGACGUUUUUCCUCAGGAUACGGCGCCAAAGAGGAUUAGGCAGGGAAGGGACGUCGUUGAUGUAGAGGAGGAGGGGGUAGCGGAUGCAGGUGGUGGCAAUGACGACGAGGAUGACGGGAGGGGUCCAACGGUAUCCCAGAGAAAAAAGCAGGCAGGGCACAUUUGUGAUGCAAAAAUAAAUACACAGAAAAGUCUUUCAUGGGAGGCCCCGCCGCACGCUGUUUCGGAUAUGCGAUACAGAUUUUUUUGUGUAUUUAUUUUUGCAUUACAAAUGUGACCUGCCUGCUUUUUUCUGUGUGAUAAACGGUAAGGCAUGAAGACAUCGUGGACGAGGAGGAUGACCUGUUAUGGGUGUGUCAGGAUCGAAAUCGUCAAAGUUCUUGAAAUAAUACGUAAUGCAUAGAAUGCAUGACGCGAGGUGCGUGUGUUGCAGAGCAGGCAAGUGACGCCGAUUGUAAGCCUGUUCGAGCUGGUAAAGUAGCAUUAGAAAGACAGUCUUCUUUGCCUAAGCAGCAUGACAAACUGGAUUUAGGGACAGCCAAAAUUUGUGAUGCACCGCUUAGAAAUUGGGCUUCCAACUGGUAUCGAUUUUAUGCAUUACAAGUUAUUUCUUGUAUUUCAACUUUGUCGAUUUCAAACCUGACGCUUCCAUACCUGUUGGCGGAUGAAUACUUGCUGCCGCCGAGGUGAGGAAUCGAACAAGGGAUCGACGGCGGUUUUUCUUUUCUGGAUUACCGUACAAGAAAAGCAAGUUGAAAACUCAGAAAUUGGGCUUCUAUCGACUUUCUCCAAAAUUCAAUAAUCAAAUUGUUCAGUAGAACACAUUUACUUAUUUUCAUUGAAGUUACAACGAGCACGAAACCUAAGCGAGGUUACGUCGCUUCAUGUUUAUUUGAUGAUCAAACUGGUACCAACGUUGCCAGAAAAUUGAUUUUCUAAUCAGCCUCGAUUUGAAGAAAAAACUGCUGAUUAGCAUUUGUGAAGCUCAAAGUUCAAUAUCAACCACUUGUAAAAAAUUUCGGACCACACCCCCCUGGUCGUAGUACCCAGCGCAGAAAAACUGAACACCAGUGAAGCCUUGUAUCUAAUCUGUCGUCACAGUGCUACUGCAGAAGAAGAGAUGAAAAACGCAUGUCUGGC
This is a messenger RNA of Amoebophrya sp. A120, 25031 nucleotides long. NCBI's taxonomy places the organism in Eukaryota, Dinophyceae, Syndiniales, Amoebophryaceae. The record is from the annotation of a GenBank genome assembly.